AAAACAAAUCGUGGAGGAUAAAAAAGAGAAGGGUCGCUUAAACGUCUCUCUCUCACUGUGUCUUUGAAGGCUUCUUUCUCUCUCUUCUUCCCUUGCUCUGUGUCGCCGUAACACAAAAAAGGGAAGAGAGAGAAAGAACCACCCACCCAACAGCUUUUGUUCUUAACAAGACAAAGCUUCGCGUGUGUUUGGGUUUCUUUUCAUCCUUCCAGCUUGGAAGGAUUGAAGUUUCUGUCUUUUUCUGAUCUCCGCGUGCGUGGUUUGGUUUUGUUGUUGAAGAUGUUGGUAGCUAAUAGCUUUGAUCUAUGGCGAAAGGACGCUUUUUUCUCUGCGGCGGAAGAGGUGCAGGAAUCAGCUGAUAUGUACGUUCCCCGAUUCGUCUCUUUGAUUCACGGUUCCUGUUUUGGACCCCUUUCAGUUGUUUUUCAUUGGCUUAAUUUAAUCACAAGAUUAGAAUGGAAUCUGCAUACAGGGCAUGGUUGAGAGAGAAGAGAGAAAGGUCAACUCCUGAGGAAUUAAAUGAACUAUGUAGAGAGCUGCAAACUGCUUUAGGUACCGCAAAAUGGCAGUUGGAAGAAUUUGAUAAAGCCGUCAGGCUAAGCUACCGACCUCACAGUGAUGACAAUACAUCCACUAGGCAUAGGCAGUUUAUUUCUGCCAUUGAAAGCCAAAUUACCCAGGUUGAAGCAGCACUGAGGGAAUCUUACAUUGAGGAAGGUAAGCAACCACUUCGGUGGGUAAAUCUUGAUGAAGAAGAGCGAGAUGAUCUGGCUGCCUUUCUAUCUGGAACUUGUCAGACCACACAAAGCACUAACGAUGAAUACAUGGAGGUGAAACAAGCCAAGAAAGAAGAUAAGAUUGUAGAUAUAUACACUUUCCGCAACCGGGAUAUAUCUGCUAGUGAAAAGUCUUCUAAGGAUGUCAUUUCUGUUAACAAGGAUACAGAUUAUCUGAUAGAAAUAAAAGCAGAUGCUGUUUCUAGAAGUAAUGAUGAUUUAGUUUCUCAAACAGAUAGAACAACUAGUACAAGGAAGACAUGGAGUCCGCCUAAUUAUGGUGCUUUAAAAAUUGUAAUUGCUGAUGAAGGUGAGCAGAGAGAUAAACCCACACGGACUGUUGAUGCCACCCCUAAAGAAAAAGGGUUCAGAAAUCUAUUUUGGAAACAAAAGUUUGAAGAUUAUCCUCAGGCCACGCGAGUAGUUCGUAUGUUCAAUCAGCGUUUUGGGGGCAUUGGUAUAUGCCAGAGCCAGAGGCAGUUUCAAAGUCCCUUGCACUUGCGAUAUGGCUGUUCUGUUCAAGUUACACUUGCUCUAAUGUUGACCAUUUUUCUCAUUGUUCCCUUUGUACUUUAUUCAACUUGAGUUAAACAGCUGCUUCGAUCAAUCUGUUCGAGAGGGCUUUAAUUGGUCAUAUGAGAUCUCAGCCACUGCCUUCAAGUAUUGGUGGGACAAGUUAGCUAAAGGGACAAUGAGUGCCAACUUCUAUUUUGUCGUUGUUGAGUUACCUAUGUGAGUGUGGAUACUGAUAGGAUAACCAACCUCUUCGUCCUACAGGAACACCUGUCUAUUUUAGUUUCAUAGGGCUGUUAAAUGUAUAUACAUUCAUCCAAUAUUUAAUGCAAGUUCCGCUUUAUUUGGUUGCAACACUA
This is a messenger RNA of Glycine soja, 1648 nucleotides long. RefSeq lists its product as uncharacterized. Gene Ontology annotation, cellular component: membrane. Gene Ontology annotation, biological process: Golgi vesicle transport. Lineage: Eukaryota; Viridiplantae; Streptophyta; Magnoliopsida; Fabales; Fabaceae. The record is from RefSeq and is a predicted model, not a curated record. The transcript has 6 exons. Bases 456 to 1361 code for a protein of 301 amino acids.